Molecule: messenger RNA, 1161 nt
Organism: Cyphomyrmex costatus
Lineage: Eukaryota; Metazoa; Arthropoda; Insecta; Hymenoptera; Formicidae
Exons: 8
Coding region: 83-1027 (314 amino acids)
Source: RefSeq, a predicted model, not a curated record
AUUUAUCUGAUGCGUUACACUGCAUAGAAUCUUACAGAAUCUUUCGUUGAUUGUGACUUUUGAUAAAAAUAUACGUAGUAAAAUGAGGAACAAACAUAUCGACGAUGUCCAACCACUGACGGUGGAUGAACAUUAUAAAUUAAUCAUAGAAGAUAAGAGUGUAAUCGAUCCGGAAGCAACCGAUGUAACAUCCAGUGACCUUCCAAAAUGGUACAAUAAACAAUUAUACAAAGAAGCUCAAAACUUUUAUGAGCAAAACUUGAUGUCGAUAGUAGCAGCAAGUGUACUAGGACUUGUUCUAGUAUUUGCAGUAGAAUCAAUACUGAAGGUGCUCUUGUAUACAAAACGAAGUAACACGACAUGUUCAGCUUUUAAAAGAUACAUCGAAACUAUAUUACAUAUAGAUAACCUAUAUACAUAUGAUUCAAGUGAUACAGACUCCAAAUGGUACAAAUCGAUAAACACAAUCCGUUGGCAUCACACAAUGAGCACAAGAAUGACAAAAAAGGCUGGUAUUGGAGAAAUUUAUCAAAGAGAUAUGGUACUUACACAGUACGCCUUUUUAGGAUAUGUCUUCAUGGUACCUAGGAAUUUAGGAUUGAAAACUACACCAGAAGAAGAUGAAGCAUUUAAUCAUUUUUGGCGUGUAAAUGGUUAUAUGUUAGGAAUCACUGACAAAUUAAAUUUGUGUCGUAAAAACGCAAUAGAAACAACCGAAUUAUGUUUUAAAAUCAAAGAUUUGUUUAGAACUUAUUUGAUUAACGAGUCACCUGAAUUUUAUGAAAUAACAUUAAAUACAUUGAAUGCAAUAUGGUAUACUAAUAUACUGAUGGAUGCCGAUUUAUUCAUGGCAAUAAUCUAUAUGACACAUGAUCUUCCACAUAAAAAGCUUGGAUGGCGUAGUUUGUUAAUUAAAAAAUACCAAGAAUGGUUACUUUAUCUAUGUCAUUUAAAUCCGGAUUUUCGUCAUAGAAAGCAGCUACGCGAUUUGCUUUAUGCCGCAAUCGCAACAAUUAAUAAAGUCUAACUUUGAAAAUUCGCUGCUACAUAGCGUUAAAAAUUUCAUAAUGUGUACAUGUAAGGUAAGAUAUAAAUUUUUAGUGGAGACAAUGAAUUUUGGAACAUAGCUGAAGCAUAACCAAUAUUUAGUUUAUUUUACUA